UUGAUAAUUAGGAGCCUCUUGCCUCGCUAUGAUUAAGUAAACCUAUAUUCAGUACCUUGAGCAGAGUUGCAUUAACUAUAUCUCAGCUUGCCGUCCUUAUUAUCGCUUCCUGUGUCGAACCAAGAUGCACGCUUUUCCCAAUAGCCAAUCACAUGGGCCUCGUAACGAUUCUAGAACACCUGCCCCUUUCGACCAGUCCGGCGGGACAGCUUGGCAUCGAAUUUACCCACAGCGAUGGUAUCUUCCAUCUGGGCAGGCAGCGAGAUAGAAUCCUAAUCGAGAAGUCGUUUCGCAAAAUUCCACGGCGAAGAAACCUCAAUCGGUAUCGAUCGAUCGCGCUUGAUCGAAUGUUAAAUAUUAGGUAGAGGUAGAGGUAGAUGCAAUCUUGGUUAAGGUCUGGUGCAAGUCCAAACUUACAAACUUACACCCACAAACAUCAGAGUAAGAAGGCCCGGGUGUUACAGGGCAGACUUUGAAGCCGAUAAGAGUUACCUGAGGCAAUACUUGCAAUAGAAAAUCUACAAGCUACAAAUCACCUCUCGUCCACAAGCCUACCUACUCUAAUAUUCGCUUAACGACACAUGGGCAUCAAGCAUUCUAGUCGAAGCCGAAGUAUUCUGUCGAUACUUCUACUUACCAUCAUCUUCACUUUAUCCUGGUACACGGUCCAUCCCGGUACUUGGUCCCCGGUCGCCGACGACGACGACGACAAGAUGGCAGACUCGGCCGACGACGUCAUCUCGAAGCUAAAGGUGUCAGUGCGCCAAGUCAGCGCGCGCCCGGCGAAACUGGCGAUUUCCGUCACCAACGCACACGACAGCCCGGUAACGAUCUUGUCGUGGAACUCUCCGCUCGACCCGCUGGCCGUGCAGCUGGGCGUCGUGUCCUUCUUCGCAGCAGCACCAGCACCAGCACCAGUACCCGCCGGUAGCGAGAACGACGAAGACGACAGUGGCGCGAGCCCCAUACAGAUACAGAUCCCGACGAUCCAGAUUAGGCGCAGGAUGCCUCCCGGGCCGGAAUCGCUCGUUACGAUCGGGGCGGGUCAGACGAGCGAGCAGGAAUUGGAAAUCAAGGGUCCGCCGCUGGAGAUGCUACGUGGCAGACGAGUGGCCGUCGUCUGCAGCGGAGAGUGGACUAGUGUCUGGCUGUCAGAGGCCGACGCUAUUACUAAGGUUUCCUUGGAGAAUGCUGGCGCCAGUGAGGAUGCGUUGAGAGGAAGCUUCCGAAGUGAGGCAGUUGAAAUAGAGCUUUGAAAGGGGGAGCUUGGUUUUUUGUGUCGGCACCUGAUCACCCGUUGUGUAUCCGUUAUUGUUUUACCUAAAGCCCUAAGAUCCUCCCGAGUUGGUGUUGAAGUUGGUGUAUUUCGCAAAUGGCAAAACAAAAGACAGAACCUUGUUAGUCGAGACGUCUCAAUGGUGGUUUAUAUAAGCAUCGGGCUAGAAUACGUGUUAUUCAAAUGAAUACCUGGUUGAAUAAAUACCCAAGAGACGGUGUGAAAUAUUUCUUGUUUGGAGGUUUAGUGUUGGUUACGUGUAAGGUGUAGGUGGGAGCAGUUGGGUAUUAAAGCGUCGGAUUGAGCCUGACGAAGUCGUUUUAUUCAUACGGUCUCUUAUUAGCCUAGAAGUAAGUAUACUGUACUAAAGGGAGACUGUUAGUUUGGUAGGGGCUUGGGGCCGUAUCGGGGGCCAGCAGCCGUUGAAAUUUGAACUUGGACAGUUGGACAGGUCGGAUUUCCAAGGUUGCAGAGAGAAACAAUCUUGCGAUACCAAGCAAUUUAUCUAAGUUUGUGUUCCUACAUUAAUAUGUACCUAAAUUGCCUCGGGAUUAAAUUAAUGCUCUCAGAAGAAUCUUAUUAAUAUGUAACAUAUAAAGUCAAUGAAUACCUAUACGGGUGGGGGGGGUUUCUUGACAUUGUUACCCC
Molecule: messenger RNA, 1924 nt
Organism: Annulohypoxylon truncatum
Lineage: Eukaryota; Fungi; Ascomycota; Sordariomycetes; Xylariales; Hypoxylaceae
Exons: 1
Coding region: 582-1256 (224 amino acids)
Source: RefSeq, a predicted model, not a curated record